This is a messenger RNA of Aaosphaeria arxii CBS 175.79, 7653 nucleotides long. RefSeq lists its product as uncharacterized. Gene Ontology annotation, molecular function: mRNA binding. The record is from RefSeq and is a predicted model, not a curated record. Gene Ontology annotation, cellular component: THO complex part of transcription export complex. The transcript has 4 exons. Bases 217 to 7410 code for a protein of 2397 amino acids. NCBI's taxonomy places the organism in Eukaryota, Fungi, Ascomycota, Dothideomycetes, Pleosporales. Gene Ontology annotation, biological process: mRNA export from nucleus; mRNA processing.
CGCUCAUUGUCGACCAUCGCCUCUUACGAGCAACUGCGCUCAACUUGCAUCUUCGUGAGUCACCGAAUCUCACGGCUUACGAAGUUGUUCGCGUCUGACACGCUCAUCGACGUUCUUUGCGACACCAAACUCACUGUCACCUCCGCGCAUGGUCCUAACGGAUUUCACUUGAGCUUCGCGCCACCUUUGGGCUCUCAUCUCGAAGAGAGUUCCAAUAUGGCGCCAGGUGGAAAGAGGAAGAGAGGGGACCGUUCCGAGUCGAACGAUGCAAACAGUCGACCAUCGCCUCAUCGACCUCAGAACCUCGGUUUGGGAAACCAGCAAUACCAGAACAAUGCUCGCGGUGGCCGCCGUGGCAGCAGAACAGGCGGGCGCGGUGGAAACAACAGUACUCCUCAGAGUCCAAGUGUGACCCAUCAAUCCCCUACCGCCAUGUCGCCCCCAGCGACCAUUCCCUCCGCCAACAGGCCUUCUUCUCAAACCCCAACUCAGACCCAGGCACCAGCACCCUCCACCCCAAUCAAGACAACACCGAACCCUCCACCGCAAACACAGAAACCGGCGUCGCCUAGGUCGCCAAAUGUAUCGAUUUACAAUGAAUACCUGAAGCAGGACCUUGUCACCUCAUGGAGCAGUGGAGGUCGAAGCAAACUUGUGAAAGAGACUUCGGAGCAACUAGGUAAAGGAGAUUGGCUACAGCUUUCGAUCGCAUUUGAAGAGAUCAUUCAAGCAUGCGUCGAUCGGACUAUCGCCAGCGACGAGCUUGGAUCUGUCAUAAGUGAGGUACUGGCCACUCCUUCACCCGAGGAGGGGAUUGAUCCGAUAUCAAUCUUCUUGGAUACCAUCAGCACUUUGACCGAGACCGGCGCAACAACCGCCCCUCUCAAGGGCUUGCUCGAAGCGACUGGUAUAGACCCGGCGCGCAUGCGAAGCGAACUCGAAACUUCCCUUCUGACUACCCUCAACCUGGUUCGACCGACCUUCUCUCGCGUAGCCAUCCGUAAGGCUACUCACGCCCUCUAUCGCCAAUCGAAUUACAACUUGCUUCGCGAGGAAACUGAGGGUUACUCUAAGCUGGUCACGGAAUACUUCACAACCGUCAACAAUGAACCGCCCAGUGCAGAAGUUGUAACGGAGACAUUUCAAAGGGUGAAGGCUUUGAUCGGCGCAUUCGAUCUUGACGUUGGUAGAGUCUUAGAUGUCACUCUUGAUGUCUUCGCAAAUCUGCUGGUCAAGCACACGAAGUUCUUCGUCAAGCUGCUUCGUGUCAGCUCCUGGUGGCCGGAACUCAAAGAUCCGCACGGCAUCGAAUGGACAGAACCUUUAGUAUCAGCCCUGCCUUUAUGGGCAUCGCCUGAUUUUGCACUUCAUUAUUAUACCGAAGAGCAAAAGGAUGAGCAGCUCCGACUAAGACAAGAACGAGAUGUAGAGUUCUGGAAGAGUGUCGAUGAGCUUGGUAUCAAGGCUUGGUUUGAUCUCGGAGCCCGGAAGAUCACCAGUUCCAUCGCAUCCCUCGAAAACCUCGACGACACAGAUAUGAAGGAUGAUACGGACCGCCCCGAGAAGAAAGCGACUGAGGCUGCCGACUUCGAAAACAUCCAAAAAUGGACUCAAGAAUGGAUGGCCGAGACCAAGACUUUAACCCCCAAUGGAAAUCGAAUUGCCGCUCAACUACUUGGAUUCAAACUUCGCUUCUAUGCGUCCGACGUUCGCGAUGCGCAUGAUAUCUUGCCCGAGAACCUCAUUUAUCUCGCGGCAUUGCUCAUCAAAAUAGGGUUCAUAUCCCUUGUGGAUCUUUAUCCCCACAUCUAUCCCCUUGAUGCCGACAUGCCUGCACACCGCGACAAACUUAUGAAGGCAAAGAAAGAACGAGAUGAUAAGGCAAGCGGCAGGUCUAACAAUGCCCUUGCCAUGGCCGGUGCUCUCCCAGACGAAGGUGUACCUCAACCAGCCUCCGUUGUCCGCCUCCGAGAAUCCGAAAGCAAAGCAUCCUCAAAGCCGGACUCUGAGAGAGGCACACCUACGAGCGAUGACGAGCCGAAACCACAAUUACCCGAGCCUGCCGAUCAAAAGGUUGCUCUUCUCCGCAGCUUACUUUGCAUUGGCGCCAUCCCCGAGGCUUUGUUCAUUCUUAGUCGUUUCCCUUGGUUGCUGGAGGUCUACCCUGACCUCCAUGCCUACCUUUUCCGAUUGGCACAUCACUCACUAAGUAAAGUUUACGAAGAAUCCAAGGACUUUUCCCCGGAGGAUACAUCCCUUUCAUCGAAACACGCUCCCGAAAAUGCGGCCGCUCGACCGUCCGAUUAUGUCCCACGACGAACUCUUCGAUGGGCUAAGAUGGAGGAGAAAGAUGCAGGCGACGGUAUCGACUAUCGCUUCUACUGGGAAGAUUGGAUGGACAAUGUUCCUGUAUGCCAGAACGUGGAUGAUGUUCUGAAACUGUGCAAUUCCCUCUUGGGUCUCAUUGGUGUCGAGUGUGGUAAAGAUGCGGUGCUCUUGACUAAACUCGCCCGUAUCGCAAGGAAAAACCUUGCCGGAGAUUCCUCCAAGCAGAACACCAAACGAUGGAUCACCUUUUCGGCAACAUUCCUCGGACCUGCUUUGUCUUACUCGGGAGAGAACCCCGGAGUCGUCAAUGAAGUCUGGGCUCUCUUCUCUCAAUUCGAUACCGCAACCAGAUAUAGCAUCUAUCAAAACUGGUUCGCCGGCCCAGGCAAAUCGAAGUUGCGCCCAAAAUUUGCAGAAGUCACCCACACUGUCCAACAGCUGUUCCGACGUAUCAGUAGCGAAAACACACGCGAGAUGGGUCGAGCCCUCGCAACGUCGGCUUGCUCUUCCCCUGGCAUCGUUUUCGAGUUGGCCUUGAGAGCAGCUGAAUCCUACUCAAACAUGAUUCAGCCUCUGGUGGAAUGUUGUCGAUAUCUCACACCUCUUGGCUAUGACUGCCUCAAUUGGACUUUCAUCAAUGCAUUCAAGAAUACCCGUGCAACCAUGGAAGGCGAUGGAAUGUUGACAAAGUCAUGGCUCAGACACACCGCGACUUUCAUGGGCAAGGCGUAUAAACAAUACGCAAAGAUGGAUGCUACACCUCUUUUGCAAUUCAUCGCCGACCAAAUGCUUCGUGGGAAGUUCUUUGGCCUGCAGAUUCUCGACCAACUAGUCAGCUCAAUGGGCGGUAUUGCACCCAACCCAUCGCUUAGUGAAUCCCAGGUUCAUGGCCUGUCCGCAGGACCUCUUUUGCGCGCCUUCACCCUCGAACACUACCUUGGCGACAAACGACACGACAGCAUUAUUGGCUCAAAACGACUUUUAUCAUUUUUGAAUAAUGCUGGGCUUUCCCCUCAGAUCCUCAUUACCAUGGCUCUCGAGUUAGAGCAAUACGUAUACCACGAGGAGUUCGAGGACACUCCACUAAAAGUUUUGGGUAUCAAUCUCGACAAUUUACGUCUGAAUUUCGACCAGUAUCUCGAUUUCCUUCGCACCAAUCUAUCGGUCGAAGAAUUCAAUGCUACCAUCCCAGGACUGGUGGAGCUGAUGGCCUUGUACGGAGUUGCUCCACCAAUCGCUUUUGCAAUCACUCGAGAGAGCCUGGCCAGGUCGUCGAACGCUGCCCGAGCAGAGAUCAAGUCCAAAAUUGCGAAGUCUCAACAGGCGCUCACGGCUUCAAAAACCGAAGACUCGUCUAAGUCCGAAACACCACAAACGAAUGGCGACGUUCCAAUGGCUGGAGUUGACGAGGCACCUUCAACGAGCGGUACUCAAGCCGAGUCUACCACUAAAUCGGAGCCUAUGGAAACUGAGGACGGAACGGAAGUCAAAGAAGACGUGGAGAUGAAGGAGUCAUCAAACGAGGAGAAACCAACUCCUGCACCUUUGCCCGGGCGGACAAACCCAGCAAUUGACGCCAUCGCAACCCAACUCAAAGAACGCAUGCCAGACACAUACGGCAGUCACAUCUGUCUCAACUUCUUCGUUACAUUUUGGCAACUCUCGCUCGCAGAUGUCUUCACCACUACGUCCAUGAAGGAACUCAAGGAAUACACAACCGCCUGGAAGUUUUACUCGGACAAAGCAAUGCGUGUGCGCAAUGACCGACGUGAUAUGAGUUCAGCAGGCUCCAACAAGCGAAACGCAAAUUCUCAAGCCUUCCAUGAGCUAAGUGCGUCGCUCAGAGCAGAACCCAAAGAUGUCCUAGAAUCCGCUCUCAAGAUCCGGGAGCACUUAAAGGAGGAAAUGCAUCAAUGGUUCGAUGGUAUUCCCAUGGUUGACGCUCGCUCCGAGGAACUUCAUGACACCAUUUUGCAAGAUUGCUUCUUGGCCCGCGUGAUGUUGUCUCCACAAGAUGCACAGUAUGCAUCUGCGAUGCUCAAAUUCAUGCAUGAGCUCGGUGUGCCGGGCUUCCGGACCAUGAAGCUCCUCGAUCAACUCUUCAGGCAGAAGCUGCUCACAAACGUUUUCUUCAUGUGCACAGGCCGCGAGGCACAAAAUCUCGGCCGUUUCCUGAACGACAUUCUCAAGGAGCUAAAUUUCUGGCAUGCAAAGCAGGCAAACUACACCAAAUUUGCCCAAGGCCAGAAGAAGUCACUUCCUGGCUUCGGUCGAACAUUCAACGCUGAUCGUACGCCUUCUUCCUUCCUAGAUUUCGAGGAUUAUCGCCGCGUCCUAUACAAGUGGCACACUCAACUCUUCAGGGCUCUCGAAACCUGCCUCAAGAGCGACGAGUACAUGCACAUUCGAAAUGCCGUCAACAUCCUCAAGGCUAUUGCCCCCAAUUUCCCUAAAGUGGAGACGAUGGGCAAGGGCCUCCAGCAGACGAUCCAGCAUUUGUCACAGAACGACUCGAGAGAAGACCUCAAGCUUACGGCCAUGUCCCUCCUCGGCGACUUCAAGAAGAACGAAAAGUUCUGGAUGAGCCAGGCCAUUUUCCACCACACCCGAAAUGCACCCAACGCCUCGAACGCCAGCACUGCCAGUCGAACCGGAUCUGAACAACCAAAAACUCCCCAGGCACCCGAGCCUACAAACUCGAAACUCGAUGCAGCUGCUCCGGAAUUUGAGCCCGAGAAGCCAACUACAAACGGUGCAUCGGGGGCAAAUGGUGGAGAGGCUGAAAGCAGCGAUGCGGACAAGAAACAAAUCCCCGUGCCAGAAGAGACCCAGGAGCCUGGCGAGGCCUCGCAAAGCGAGCGUAACGAUAACACCCAGGAUGCUGAGCCCCAGCCAUCGUCUAUUCCGCCUAUUCCUCCGGUCAGUCGGUCGGACAGUAGAGGUGCUCAUACUAUACACCCAAGCCGGGCUACUCACGCCCUACCUGCCCGGCCAGAUGCACAUCUACCAGCCAGAGGUCCUCGGCAAACGGACCGAGGUGGCGAACGCCCACCUCCUGAGUUCAGCGGGCAUAAUAGAAGCGAUCCUCGCAGCAAUGCCACGCCGGAGUAUGUACGACACGAUCGACAAAGGGAUCCCAUGCAGCGCGAGUCGUUCGCUGAACGUCGUGAGGCGUCACCUGGUCGCGGCCCACGUGGCCGGACACCUGAACGAGGCUCUGGCUGGGGUUCUCGUGAACGAGAUCCCCGGGAUCAGCGAGAGCUUCGAGACUAUCCGGACGAGCGAGCAAUGCGUCCUCCGCCUCGCGACAUCCGGGGUCCUCCGCAAUACGACAACAGAGACUCGAGAGAGCCUCGACACCCAAGAGACCCUAGAGAUCGCGUCCCGCUGCCCCCUACUCCAAUGGAUGGUCGCGGCCGCAUGCACCCAACCCCGUCAACCCCUGACAAUAGUGGAUCAUACCGACACAGUCAUCAGAACAGCGAUCGUGGUGCCCCCCUUCCACCACGUCCGUCAGGCGAUAGGCCAUCGAAUACACAAACUCUCACACCAUCUGGUCCUGCUGAACGAGGCAUGAUCAAUCCAGAACGGGCUGCCCUCAUGGGUGACGAACGACCUCGCAACGAGGGCUAUAGGUCAGACCGAGAGAGGGAACCUCGUCGUGAGCGAGACCCUCGACACCCGUCUCCUAGGCGUGAUGAAAGGGUUCCGCCCUCUUACCCACCUCGACAUGAAGGAACUCGUGAGAUUCGCGAUCCUCGUGACUCGAGAGGUAAUGAAAGUGCAGUGCAUGGCAGAACUCCUCCACAUCCCGGACCACCUCCAGGGCGGGAUCGUCGUGACGAGCAGGCUGGUGCGGCGCCUACAGGUCCACGCGGGCCUCGUGGCGAUGCUCCUUCUCGAACAGCUCGCGACGCCUUCCUCGCACCUCAUGGACAUCGAGCAGCCGCUCAUCCAGCCCAAGAUCCUAAUUACGGCAGAUUGAAUGCUCCCGCUGAAGCCAUUCCUUCUGGCCCACGAAACCCGCAAUCAGAUCGACGUGAUACCCCUCGUAGAGAGCCCGAGCAACCACGACCUGCUCCUGCUCAGCAGGCGGCGACGCCAACUACUCCUCAGGGCACUGCACCCGGUAUCCACCCAAGUAGACUUUCAAACUUCAACGCCGGUCGACCGUCCCCAAUUCAAACAGACUCUCCCUCUGUUCCCAGCGGACCUCGCGGUGGCUCAACCAGAACACAACAAGGCCCAUCGCCAUCAACAUCACGUGCAGUUCCAACUGGUCCAGCAUCUUCAACGGAACGCAACGGAAGGAAUCGAGACGGGAACCAAUUGCGAGCCAUUACGAGCGUGCUGAGCCAAAACGUUUCUACGCCAGAAGAGAGGAGUCCUGUAUCCUCAGCGCCUCAAGUUCGUGGUCGCGGUAGCAGGAAUAUGCCCCCUGCCGCUGCUCCUCCCGCCGGGCCUCCUCAGCAUUCAGGUACACCUAACGCCCCUCGAACUGACUACCAGCAGCCUAGGGGCGAUAAGUCUGAUCAUAGCUCCAAUCGUAACGAUGGCCGUUUUGAUGAUGGCAGACAAGAACAACGUGGCCAUAGGGAUGGUAGGCGGAGAGGAAGGAGUCGAUCUCAGGAACGAGGUGAUAGGCCGCCGCGAGAAGAGCGGGCACCGCGUAAUGGUCCCGAAGAACGAACCCCACGUGGUGAUGAACAGGAACGCCCUAACGAACGAGAGCGGGGCUCGGGACGCGAUAGACGAGCUGGAGAUGGCGGAAGUAGUCGGCGUGAUAAAGAGCGCGAUGGCAGAGAGCGACGUGAGCGCAAGGAUGAUGGACGGCCUUCGGGUAGAAAUGAAGAGAUGGGUAUGAGACGGGGAGGACCGCCUGUCGGACCGGACCCUAUGCUCCACCAGAACGAAGGUCGCGGUGACCCAUCUCGAGGAGGCAGAGGCGGUGAAAGGAGGGAAGACCGAGGGGAUCGACGACGGGAUGACCAACGUGACGAGAGACGAGAUAACCGUGGUGGACGGAAGAGGGAGCGAGGCGAGGAGGCACUGAACGGUGAUCCAAAGCGGCAGCGGCGAUGAACGACGACAUCGCAUGAUAACAGACUUUUCAACUUCCAUUCUAUGUAUUCAUCAUGAGGACUUUUGGCGGAGGAGGGAAAAUUUGAAAGAGCAGGAAUUUGGGGAUCGCGGACUUCCAGGCUCGAAUUCGAAAGAAAGAAAUCACAACUUGAACACUAUUCUGUACUACAUACCUACUUCCAUCCAAGCAACUUGGUACGGCGUUUAUCUUCUUUCAGGUGGAUCAGCAUCUGGCAUUACUUG